This is a messenger RNA of Dictyostelium discoideum AX4, 1341 nucleotides long. RefSeq lists its product as hypothetical. The transcript has a single exon. The coding region runs from base 1 to 1341 and encodes 446 amino acids. NCBI's taxonomy places the organism in Eukaryota, Evosea, Eumycetozoa, Dictyosteliales, Dictyosteliaceae. The record is from RefSeq and is a predicted model, not a curated record.
AUGAUAAAUAAAAUUGUAAAAAAUGUUAUAGAAAAUCAAUUUAAAGGAUAUAAUAAAUUAAAAGAUUUACCAAUUUCAUUAUUUGUUUAUUGGCCAUAUUGUAGUAAAAUAUGUCCAUAUUGUAAUUUUAAUAAAUAUAGAGAUUCAGAUAAGGUUGAUCAUGAAAGAAUGUCAAAAAGUUUAUCAAGAGAAUUAGAAUCAUUUGUAAAGAAUAUAUAUUUAAAUAGUAAUGAAAAUAGUUUUAUAAGAGAAAGACCAAUAACAUCGAUUUAUUUUGGCGGUGGUACGCCAUCGUUAGCAAAGAUUUCAACAUUUGUAGAAACCAUUGAAACAAUGAAAAAACUAUUCCCAUCGUCAUUGAGUAUUGAAGAUAUUGAAAUCACAUUGGAGGUAAAUCCAGAUCAAAAAGAUUUAAAAAAUUUAUUAAAAGAUUUUAAAAAAUAUGUUGGUGUUAAUAGAGUUUCAUUGGGUGUUCAAUCAUUGGUUGAUAAAGAUCUCCAUUUUUUAGGUAGAACUCAUAAUAGAAUUCAAGCUGAAGAAAGUAUAAAAAUUGCAAGAGAUUUAUUUGACCAUGUUACAUUUGAUUUGAUUUAUUCUAGAACUAUAGAUCAAACUUUGGAACAAUGGAGAAAUGAAUUGAGAUAUGCUUUGAAUUUAGCAGAUGGUAAUGGUCAUGUUUCAUUAUACACACUAACCUUUGAACAAGGUACAUCAUUCUAUAGAAGAUUGUCUUCAAAAGGUAAUAAAUUUAAAAUCAUUCCACCUGAUGAUCAAAAAUCAUCAGACCUUUAUGAUUUAACGGUUUGUGAAGCUGAAGCUAUGGGUUUCCAACAAUAUGAAAUUAGUAGUUUUGCAUCUUCACAUAAUCAAAAAGGUAAACAUAAUUUAAAUUAUUGGAGAUCUGGUGAUUUCAUUGGUAUUGGUCCUGGUGCUUCUUCAAGAUUGACAACUUUAAAUAAUAAUAAUAAUAAUAAUAAUCAAAUUUCAAGAUAUUCUUUCAAAAAUAUAUUACACCCAAAAGAGUGGAUGGAAAAGUUAAAUUCAAAAGAAAUAUUAUGCAAUGCAUUCAUUGAAGAUGAAUUUAAUCCAACCAUACCUUUAACAAAUUUUGAAGUGGCUGAAGAAAUGUUACUCAAUGGUUUGCGUACUAUUGAAGGUGUUCAGCUUUCAACUUUUACUUUUCAAACUAAUGGUUUAACUUUUGAUCAAUUUUUAAAUAUGAAACAAGUUGAAAUAUUACAAGAACAAGGAUUUUUAAUAUUAGAACCAACUUGUUUAAAAUUAACUGGAAAUGGUAGAAAAUUAUUAGAUACUAUAAUUCCAAAGAUUUUAAAAUAUUAA